AUGUUUUUGAAGAUCCCUUUCAGCUCUGAUGUUGUGCAGAUCUCCAGACAAUACCUGCACUGCAAUGACGAGAAGAUGCACAAGUCGCUGGGGGGCGUUGUGAUCCCGCCCAUCCCGAAGGCUGCGGUGUCUGCUGGGGCCUCCUCCUGUACGCCUGGCUCCCUUCCCAGCCGCUUGCCUCCAGGCCAGGGUGUCCUCAUGGGCCUGAGGGUCCCCCGCACUCGAUUGGUUCGGGAGAGUGGGCCUCGGGAGAAGACCCCUAAAUCUCUGGAGCCAAGACCUUCGGCCCUGCCUGUCAGAGACAGGUCUGCCACCCCUGAGAAGCCCGCCCUGCUUUCAUCUCAGUCUGCUCCUACACUGACAGCUUUCUCCUUCGGCCAGGCCAAAGGAGCCCGCCCCUCGCUCAAAGAAGAGGACCAGAAGGAGAGCAGUACCAAGAUCCAGGUCACCAUCUCCAAGUCUGCCCAGGAGAAGCUGCGGCUGAGGCAGAUGAAGGAGAUGGAGUUGCUCCAGAGGGCAAAGGAGCUGGAGAGGGAAAGGGAGCUUGCUUCCCAGAGCCUGGCCUCCCGGAGAGCCCUGAUGAAGGAAGGCCUCCUUCCCCUCCGGGGUAGUGGGACCAUGUCCUUGCCCACGGGGCUUAGCAGCCCACGCAGAAACAUCGGUGGCAUCCUGAGGAAGCGGGCCAACCGGGCCUCACUGCCCAGCAUCCCUGUCAGCAAGCAGGAGCCCAGCUUUGCCCGCCAUGCUUCAGCCAAUUCAUUACCCGCGGUGCUUACCUUGGGGUCUCCCGAAUGGGAAGAAGAGGAGGAAGAAUUUGAUCCUAGAACCUUUAAGGAGUUGAGGCCUUUCUCGAACCCUGAGCUGGGGCUGAUGGAUGCCCUCCAGUGCCUGGAGAGCAGCGACUGGCAGAUGAAGGAGAAGGGCCUGCUGAGUGUCCAGCACCUGGCGGUCUGUCAUUCAGAUGUCCUUGCUGGGAGGCUACACGAUGUGUCCUUGGCUGUGACGGGGGAGGUCACCAACCUCCGCUCCAAAGUGUCCUGCCUGGCCAUCAGCACCCUGGGAGCCCUCUUCCGGGCCUUGAAGAAGAACAUGGACCAGGAGGCUGAGGAGAUUACCCGCAGCCUGCUCCAGAAGAUGGGGAACACCAGCGAGUUCAUUCAGAGAGCCGCCCACCGCUCCCUGGGGGCCAUGGUGGAGAAUGUGACCCCCGCCCGCUCCCUGGUGGCCCUCACCUCAGCGGGCAUCUACCACCGAAACCCCUCAGUCCGGAAAUGCACUGCCGAGCACCUCUCAGCCGUCCUGGAGCAGAUAGGCGCCGAGAAACUUCUCUCGGGCACCAGGGACAGCACGGAGAUGCUGGUGCACAACCUGGUGAGACUGGCCCAGGACUCCAACCAGGACACCAGGUUUUAUGGCCGCAAGAUGGUGAAUAUCUUGAUGUCGAAUACGAAGUUUGAUGCAUUUCUGAAGCAGAGCCUCCCGUCUCAUGACCUACGGAAGGUCAUGGCGGCUAUUAAGCAGAGGGGAAUAGAAGAAAGCGAUGGACUUCCAUCUGCCAAGGGCCACAAGGUGUCGAGGAGUCUGGUGCUGGGUGAGAACGGGCUGCCCAGCAAGAAUGGGCUCGGCUCCAACGGCGCUCGGCUGGUGGGGCUUCGCUCCUCCGUGCGCAGCGGCCUCGGGGUGGCGGAGCAUCUUCGGGAGCUGACGCGGCUGCUGGAGGCCAAAGACUACCAGUCCCGGAUGGAAGGCGUGGGGCAGCUCCUGGAGCACUGCAAGGCCAAGCCAGAGCUUAUCACCGCCAACCUGGUCCAGGUCUUUGAUGCUUUCACCCCAAGGCUUCAGGAUUCCAACAAGAAAGUGAACCAGUGGGCACUGGAGUCCCUUGCCAAGAUGAUCCCCCUCCUCAAAGAAAGCUUACACCCCAUGCUGCUCUCCAUCAUCAUUGCUGUUGCAGACAACCUCAACUCCAAGCACUCGGGGAUUUACACCACCGCGGUGACUGCACUGGAUGCCAUGAUUGAGAAUCUGGGUGAGCCUCCUGCCUCAGCCCUGCUUGGCUCUGGUAGGGAGCCGACUUGA
Molecule: messenger RNA, 2079 nt
Organism: Leptonychotes weddellii (Weddell seal)
Lineage: Eukaryota; Metazoa; Chordata; Mammalia; Carnivora; Phocidae
Source: RefSeq, a predicted model, not a curated record